GGCGGGUGUAUGGCGGGUCACGUGCCUUCUUGAAUGUCUCGAACCACGUGCAAGUGCUUCUGUGUGUUGCUCAUUGCUGUUCUCCUGCCCAUCUUUGUUUUGCCUAUGCCCCCGGCAGGUAAACCUGGUGCGCCGACCUCUGCUCAAAAUAAACGGUACGGCAGGUCUAAGACUUACAACGACAAACCGUGGGCUCUUGACUGGGUAGGCGGUUUGCAUAAACCGGGGUGUGGGGCUGUUAUCUUCUUGAACGAUGACAACGGCGCCACUUGGUACUGUUGUGGGGGUGUGGAGAAAUCCGAGGCGGGCAGGAAGACCUACGAAGGGAGGACGUUCAGGACCUUCUUCCUCACGUCCGUCUUCGACAGCGCUGGGACAGAUUGGGUCAAGGAAGACAAGAAGGUCUCCCUUGACCUACGUCUCUUCCAAGGAUACGGCGUCAAGGCUUUCUCCAUGAAAGCGUUUCACGUGCGUGGGGACGGAACUGAAUUCCGCAUGCUUUCUCCGGAAGAAUUUCUCAGCAAACCAAACGCCAACCGCGUCACUGGCUGCCUUCCUGUCGUCGACAGUUCUUUUCAGAUGAGCAAACCUUUGGUCCAAUUCAACAGUCCGAUGGACCUGCUGCCAGGUGUGGUUAAGCGGUACAGGAAAGACUUCUCGAAACUACCGCCAGACCAGCAAGCGGACUGUGUUUUUUUGCCCUUCGAGGCGGGUUCCAAGAGCAGGCGACAAACGUUGUCCGCAACAACAGGGAAGAUAAAGCAGUUGCCGGGUGGGCCGUCGGGUGUGAAUCUUCCCUCGCCCUCCGUGAGGGGAGGUCGUGAUUUGGCUCAAGGUUCAAGCGAGGCAACGGAGUUUGAUGACAGGCUUCUGCACCAGUGCAAUAUUGGCCGUGAAAAUUCCCGAGGCAGUGCAGUUGCCCUGGACGAGGACAACGACGAGGACGAGGAAGAAGGAAGUGUCGGCCCGCAUGACGACGGCGGUAAUGAAGCAGAUGUGGAAGUUGGGGAUGACAACAUGCAGGACCGGGGCGCGCUUGCUGACGAGGACGCUGACACACCAAUGCAUGGUCAUGACAUCUCCCCUGUCGGCGCUGUGGGAGCCGCACGUGGUCAGCCCUCGACGUCCCGUGGGAUUUCGCUAUCGCAAAGCAGGAGUAAGGGUGGGCACGACUCACAUGCAAUGCAAGGACCGAAGGCGAAGAAAAGGACAAGGGAGACUUCUCCGUCUGCUUCAACUCACAAGAGGCAAGCCAGGAUUGACGCUGUUAAUGAGGCUCGUGGAGCUUUGACAGCGUCCCAGGAGGCGCGGCCUCCUCGGAAAAACAACCAAGGGGGGCGAUCUGGGGGUCAAGGCGGUGGCCGUGAGGGCGGUGGCCGUGGCGGGGCGCGGAAAGGCUCCCAGAGGGUGAGACCACAAGAGCUGCGGGACUCGAGGGAUGAGGGCGAGGGAGUGGAUCCUCGCAUGCCCGAAGAUGCUGAUGAGCCAGUUCAGCGCGUCGCGCCUAUCGACACUACGCGUUGUUUCUUCCUCGAGUACGAUGACCAAGGCUUUGCUACGCAAGACAUCUAUGCUGUUCGCGUGGACGUCAUGAGAAUCAAACGCAUUCCCCGCGGAAGGAUUCUUUUCAACCACCGCUCGUUGCCUGAAAACAUUGUGCGAGGCAUGGAGAAUGCCAUCGAAAGCUCCAUCAGCACGGACCCGUGGGCGUGGGAUAGGCCCGAGCUCUUGCUUGCGCCAGUUGACCGCAAUAACAUUGUCGGCGGCCAGGGAAGAGGGAUCACGCCGACCGAAUUCUUGGAAAGGGACCCGGCAGAGUUCGACUGGCACACUGUCUUUAAAGUUUAUGGCCUCAACGCGUACUCUAAGGUGCGGGUCAUCUAUUUCGGAGAUGAUCAAACACGAGGGUAUUUCAAUGUCUCCUGCUUCGACAACACACGCGAAAAUCGCUCCAUGAUGUUGUCAUUCGAGGACGCCGUCCGUGACAUCAGGCAAUGGUGGAGAGACAACAAUAGAAUCGAGGCCCCCAAAGCCAAGGUCAGCGAGAAGGAUGACGUGGUCGUUGCACAUCAGAAGACGUGGCAAAACUUCUUGAGGGCCUGCAUGGGGAAGGCAUGCGACAAGGCGUUUGUAAAGCAAGCUCUCGAGAAUGAGUACAGUAAGGACUGGAGUAAUAAACUCCGGGGCUACAUGAACCUCGCCACAUCCAGUGUCACAGUGUGGCCGCUGGUCGAGAGGUUUUUCAAGAUGUUCAACGAAGGAAAGCUGCCAGUUAGCGAUGGCAAAAUCCCGCUUGACAUGCCCGGGAGGAUGGAAGGCCGCCUGCCAGGCCCGUACACCGACGAGACCAAGGGAAAAAGAACAUUGUACCACUGCAUAUAUGCAACAUAUGGUCCCAAAGGCUCCACCGUGUCGUGGAAGGAUCUCUGUCCUUCCUACUUCAAAAAUUUUCGGGAUUUGACAUGUCGUGAGAGGGAAGUUGCGUUGCUCCUGCUCAUGAAGGGGAAGGUGGUCGCAACGAACGUCAAGGUCUUGCCUCCAAGAGUGAACACAGAGUGUCUCCUCGACAUCGUGCGAAAGGAGCGGUACAUGGUGUGUAUGUUCAAUUAUAUUCUGUUCUGCGCGGAGGGAAGGGUGGACGACGAAUGGAACGACGCGUUCUUCAUGUCGUACAAGGACCUCGAAGACAGAAUUGGAUUUUUUUUCUUCUUUGCGCCGCAGAAGGUGCAAAGCAAUGUUCUGCGUCACUUGUUCCGCUGGGAGGACGUCGAAGUCAUCCCCGGGACCUGGAAACGAGUGGACAGGCCGCCGAACGACAUAACACGAUACGGCAAUAUGGCUACGACGAGUCGAGAUAUGAUGGCCAUUGUCCUGCACGCCGAGGGAGGGGAUCUAAAAAAAGUAACUGUCAAACCCCGACUCCACAACGACCUCACAACCGUACACGUUGUGGAGGAGAAGUUUGAAAAGUGUCAAGGAAAACACGGUGGGAUAGAGGGCGAUGAUAGUGCGGUGUAUUCCAUCUGCGAGCGAGAGCCUGGAAAAUUGCGUUCGUUGUGCGGGUCAUUUGUCGGAGAUGUGGAAGGUGUGCUUUUGUUGGGUAGAGCGCACGCCGGUCUUGUGUGGGAGUUAUUACAGGCAGGUAAUAAUGUCAUUGCCUGCGACGAGUCGGCCAAGGACAUUGCAUUUCUGACAAAGUUCGUCGAUAUACUUGUGAAGGAUGAGAGAUUCGCCUGUCAUGUCGAGAAGCCACGUUGCAAACAUCGUAGCAACAGAGACAUGUUCCACAAGUUGGGGCGCAAGAGAUUGAAGGUGUGGGAAUACCUGUUCCGCGAUGCGCCGCAAGGACGGCUUAACAGGAAUUACAUCUACAGGAAAGCAAAGGUGAUAGAGACCCUGAAAAAUUAUCACGGUGCUCUUACUGGCGCCUUUGAGACUUUUGUUGCUCGAUGCGAGAUCCUGAAGUUUGAUCUUUAUAAAGACCACCUGACGUCCAAGUACUACGCUGACCUCGCGAAUUCGGGUGACGGCUUUAACCUCAUCGACAGCGAGGAAGACUCUUCGGAGUCCGACCUCGAAUUGGGCGAGGACAAGGGUGGUGAAGGUCCGGGCGGUGGCAUGGUGCGGUCACACGAUGAAGGGACCGUUCGCUCGUAUGAAAGACCCGUACCGGUGGACGCCCACAGUGUUGGCUCGAUGGUGGCCCCCAUGGAGGGCACCGAUUUGCCAAACAUGGGAAUAUGUGGUCCCGAUGAUGAAGAUGACAUUGAUAUGCCGGGCGAGGCGUCAAAGCUCGCACCAGGCGAUUCAAUUCCUCCCGGCUAUUGUGCUGAUCCGACCACAAUUUAUUUCUUGGGGGGCAAACACGCCCGCACUGGUGAGGACAAGUGGGGCCAUGACAUCUUGGAGUACAGUUGGAAAUUUUACGCCCUGCGAACAAGUCUCACAUGUGGGUCAAUCGACUGGAAGGUCAAUCAAACUAUCGGAACCAUGGAGGAGAGCAGCUCUCAGGAUGUCGUGCCUUUGUCGGCAUCGCCCCCCGUACCCACGCAGGCAGGGCAGAGGGAGGAUGACGGGACUACUGUGGUGAAGACUCAAGAGGUUCACAUGACGUCUAUGCCGCAAAUCUCCGUCGCCGUGACAGAACCGUCCAAACGCAUGGAUGUGUCAAACGCAUUGUCCUCAGAUGCAGGUGCCACGUACGGGAGUUUAUUACUAACAUGCGCCGCAUUAGAAGGCACAUCCAAAAUGCAGUCAGAGUCAGGUGUUGGCCUGAGCGUGCCGGACAGUCAGUUGCAACCGGAGUUAUGCACAGGCAAAGGUGAUGCACAAUCACCGCUGACACCACAGGGAGGGGUCGUUGCGGAUGGUAGGAAGGGAGGGGAUAUGGAGGGAAUCCUUCAUCCUCGCAAUCUUGAGACCUUAACCGAUGAUUUUGAUUAUGGGGGUGAGGGUGGAAACGACGUGGUCAAUACGAGGGGAGUGUGAAAUGAUCGGUGAGGCGGGAGGGGGGCAAUGGAGAGGGAGAAACCAACGAUAUGAUUAUAAUGUUAUUCUUUUCUUUGUUGAUUGAAAUCGCACAAUUGACUCGUUUGUUUUUAGUUUCAAAUGGAACUAGUAUUAGUCUUCGUAGGCACUAUGACCACCUGAUUUUCUUUUAUGUAUAUAUAUAUUUUUUCCUCAAUAUUACCUUCGACCUAAGAUGUUUAUGAUACUUGCCCUUUUCGACGUAGGUGUGUGUAUGCGGAUGUAUUCGGACUUGGAUCUCUCUCUCUCUCUCUCUCUCUCUCUCUCUCUCUCUCUCUCUCUCUCUCUCUCUCUCUCUCUCUCUCGUUCCGACUUGGAUGUGUGUAAAAGCCAAACAUGCGUAAAUGCAAGUAAAAGAUUAGAGAAACA
This is a messenger RNA of Chara braunii, 4896 nucleotides long. The record is from the annotation of a GenBank genome assembly. NCBI's taxonomy places the organism in Eukaryota, Viridiplantae, Streptophyta, Charophyceae, Charales, Characeae.